AUGUGGCCCGUAUGGCUGAUCAUCGUUGUAGCGGUUGCAACAGCCGCAGUAUUCACCAUCACAGGUGUCUUGCUGGCUGUUCGAGUCGAGCGUCGACGGCAUCGCAGACUUCUGCACAGUCAUCAUCUUGCAAGGCAUCUCACGGUGUACCAUCGACCGGAUCUCGGCGCAAACGAUAGCACCUAUUCUCAUGUUCUCCUGCCCGACAAGAACCUCAGUCGCGUACAGAUGCCGUAUGGUAUUGUAGCCAUUGGCAGCGGUAGACGUCUCUCAACAGAGAACGAAAAGGAUGACAAGGCACGAGUGCGCGACUUGCAUAAACCCAACGAGAUACCUCCAGCUCGCGGCGGGAAAGGAGGCAUCAAGCGAUCCUUUACAGGUCGAUCACUCUAUAUACCCAAAACUCGCCGACAAAAGGGGAUACAAAAGGUUAUGCCAUGCGAUACGGCACAGAACUCUCCACUCUCAGCCAUCAUCGAGCUUACCGAUUCAGAACGCACUCCAACCAUUGCAGCGGAAAUUGCUGGUGAAGCUCGUUCGUCUGAGACAUCCCGCAAAUCAGAGAGACAAUUCUCAAUUCAAUGGCCUCUCGCCCUUUCGAGAAGUCAACCCGAUGCUGCUCCUACAGAAGUUUUGUCGAUGGCUGCCCGCCCUAGCAUGCUAAUGAGGAUGGGUGGAAAGAAUGCAGCUUCAGGAACUUCUGGGCCUCGACCGCUCAUCAGGGCAGUCAGCUGUAGCAGUACGCCUUCGUCUCCGCCCGAAGAUGCUCUGUCCGUGCCAUCGGCGAGUUUUCGCUACCAGCACCAGCACAUGCACGGCACAAGACACGACGACCAUCAGACACCCGCCCUCAGCCUUGAACCAGAGGAGCACAUCUUCCGCAGUGGUGUACACUCACGCCUCCCCAACUUCGAUGUGGAUGGUGGACGCUCCGACGUCGUACUUGGCGCCAGAAGCAAGAGUCCUACGCCGCGACUGCAAGCUGAGCCUGGCCGAUCAACAGCCGGUACACUGCGGGCGGUCAAGCCAAGCCUUCAUUCCAUUCAUGCAAGUUUUGACAUGGUCGAUGCGAGUCUUGACAACGAGGAAGAGAAGUCCGCAUCAAAACCGAUUCCAGCGAUUUUCGUCCGGGACGACUCCUUUAAAACCAUUGACGCAACCCACUGGGACAGUCCUCGGAAGUUCAAAGUCAAUAAAACACGCGCUGGCUUUAGCAACAGGCGCUCGAUGAUAGAGACCUGCAGAGUCUCGCAAUGGCGUGCGACUAGUGACUCAUUCGUCACGAACGAUGGCGGUGAGUAUGAUCUCAGUGAAUUGAAGAGACCAGCUUCAGUAGCGACUGCAAACCCUUUGCAGUGGGAUCUGCGGGGCGAAUUCGCAAAGGUCCGCCGGUCGCUGUCGCCUCUUGAGGGAUCCAAGAACGGACACAAACGCCAGAAUUGCGUCCGAAUCGCCAAUCUUCCUGUUCCGACGCCUAAUCCGAGACGGGUCAGCAACUUGCCAGAGGUGCUGGAGGACCAGCCCCCUCGAGCAGAGCAGCAAUGCCAACGUCCCGCCUCAGACGAUCGACAACGUCGUACUAGAAUGGCAGAGGAUGAGGAACUUGAGCUUGACUCCUCCCCGAGACCUACUCCGAUACAAUCGCCAUUCCUAAAUUUGCCUGUUCUAACCCCAACACUCGUGCGCCCGCAGCGAAAACAAUACAUACAACCUCCAACUAGCACGACAUUGGAUAUACCGCGCCCUGACUCGGACACAUUCAGUCACAUCACAAACGACUAUGCGGCAAAACAUGUAUCACCACGACCGAAGCCACUGUCGCCGACCGCACGACAUGACGUCCGCCUCAACAGCACACCUCCCUCUGAGCGCAAUCUACAACACCCUCCGUUUGACUCUCCUAUCUUACCAUCUCCAGCGCUGAAGAGUUCAACGUUAUACCCACGCAAGUCACUGGUCAAAGGUCCCCGUGGGCACUGGCCAACAGGGGGUAUGGGACAUUUCGAGUCCUCGCACGGCGAGAGUCCGUUGCAGCACAAGACCUCAACUGGAGCCUUCUUCAUCAGCAGAGAACAUCUGGAGUCCGGCGAGGUUGAUCUUCGUAGGUCGGUCAUGCUCAUGCGAAGCUUGAACUCGGAACACAGACUUGACAACUACACCAACGUCAGAUCGCGGUUGUGUCCCAAGGACGACCUCGGUGUCGGCGGUGGUCAACAGAUGAAUGCAGGACUACGCACGACGUCAACCUGCGCAUCCAGCAUGCCGACAGUUUCGUCGCCCUUCCUCGAAAGGCAAACCCCGAGGGCAAAAUCGAGCGGUGAACCCGCACCGCCGGUAUCAGCCUCCUCGGUUCGUGCUCGACAACCGUCCAAUUCUCCAUCUACCAUGUCGACGGGCGCGGGCUCGAUCUGGGAAGAUGACACCGUAGGCGGCGACGGAGAUUGGACUGGCGCAAGCCCAGAGGACACACCGACGCCGACACCUGGCACUCACCUGCAGCUAAGGCCUGUGCCUCAGCCUGCUGCUCUGCGGCCAAAGCCGAGUGAGGCAACGGGAGGAUUUAGAGAUAAGCACCAGCACCACCACCGGUAUGAUGUUCAAGACCUGUCGCGGACAUUCGAAGGUCCGGAUUCGUUAUGGGAAGUCCAAGCCGAGACUAAACGGCAGUUGCUGACAGCGUCUCGGGGACGUGUACCGCCGCCGGCGCCGCCGAAAAGCGGGCGAAAAUGGCAUGUCCCUGAGCGCGGCCACGGGCAUGGAUAUGGGUAUGGCCGAACGGGCAUCAACCCUCGUCAUUUCGAUGAGAAUACAGGUGCCGGUGUAGGUGACGCGCAUAGCAGCUAUCCUUCACCCCUUGUGAGGAACCUGGAAAGGGCGGUGAGCAGUGGACGAUGGGACACCGCCGGUCACGUUCUGGACGGUCAAGGGAGUGAUGUCGGCAAUGCCAGAAAUGGGCGGCCAAGAGGUCGUGUCUACACCACAGCUUCUGUUUCUCGUACCGAUGAACCAAGUCCAAGUCCAAGCCCAGGGCCAGGGCCAGGGCCAGGACCAGUGUUUGGUUUGGGUUUGAGGUUUGGGAAUGCUCCGUCGCCGAUAUAA
Messenger RNA from Exophiala spinifera, 3099 nucleotides. RefSeq lists its product as uncharacterized. The record is from RefSeq and is a predicted model, not a curated record. Lineage: Eukaryota; Fungi; Ascomycota; Eurotiomycetes; Chaetothyriales; Herpotrichiellaceae. Bases 1 to 3099 code for a protein of 1032 amino acids. The transcript has a single exon.